AUGGAUUGGUUAUCUCUUUGUGUCUGUGGCACAAAGCGCAAUUCCAACGAUAGAAAGAUCAAGAAGGACGGAAAGCGCAAAAAGAAUAAGAAAUCUAAAAAGAAUUCCAAGCAGAAAGGAUCAUGCAAAGAGUUGCCGUUCAUCAUCGACGAGUUUUUGCGCAAAUCGCAGGAUGAACAAUCAAAAGAAAUCGCGGAAAAAGACUGGACGAAUGGAGAAAUCGUUAAUUACUUCAAUGAUUGCGCGAAAAAUCAAAUCGCUUCGACUGAUCGAACCGAUCCAUCGGAGCUCAAUGGCUCACCGUCUUAUCAAAUCAGUGACGAUCAUGAGAGUUUCGAGAAGGAUUCUCUCAAGGACUCGGAAACAAAUGCGGAAUCCGUUCGAGAGCUAUGUGAUAUCGAUUAUUAUGAGAAUGCGAUGCUGUAUUCGAGAAGUGCAUCGAGCACGGUAGAAAAGCAAGUCAAGUGCAUCUCGGAUGAGAAAGAACACGAUGAAGAGGCGGAUCUGGACGAAUCCAUUCCGAGAUCGGUGGCAUCCCGAGGACCUGAAGAUCCGUCCUGGACGUCGGAAAUCGAAAGUAAACAGGAUGCGGACCUGGAAUCGAGUUUCGAUAAAAAGUUCGAUGAAAGAGUUUCAUCUAGAAUUAAUUUUUCCGACGAGAAGCAAGAAAAGUCGAAGACGAGAGCCGUUCCGAAGAAAAAAGGGACCAACAGAAACAUUCUUCCACCGAUCAAAGGAAGAUCUCGCGCUGAAACUUGCAUGGAUAAUGAAGAACUGCAAGCCCAUGAAGAGACGAAUAAAUUUGGUUUUAAGAGAACCGCGGCGUCUCACGAGCGGAACGAGGUUCGGCGGAAAUUGAACUCGUGCAGUUUCGAGGUUCGACCAUACGAGGAUGAAGAAGAGGAUGGAAAAGAAAGAGGCGGGAAAACAACGAAGAUUCGGGGCGAGGGAUCCAUGAUACCUAGACUUGCAUCCCCACUGCGACAGAGAAUGAAUUCGAUCAAGAACGACAGCGAUAAAUCAGAGAUCGUGGAAAACGGUCGUGUUCACUCAGCAGUUGUCUCCGGUAUCAAUUUAGAGCAGCGCACCGUCACUGUAGAAUGGUUCGAGAGAGGAGAAACCAAAGGCAAAGAGGUCGAAAUCGACGCGAUUCUUGCCUUGAAUCGCGAUCUGAAUCAAAAAAUGGGACCACGAAACGAGACUAUAUGUGCGCUGCCGCAAGCAAUGAAGAUAGGACCACGAGACGACAGUAUGUGUGCGCUGCCGCAGGUGAUGAACAACCACAUGUUGGCGUCCUCAAAAGCAAGGGAGCCGGACUCCUCGGCUGAGGAGGACGAGGGAGUCGACGAGUCGGAGAACCAAGAAGAGGGCUCCCUCGGACGCCAUGGUGGUCACACCACGAGAAACGGCCUCGCAUCCGCAACGCUUCCUGUACGAGUCACAUCUCGUCUCUCGCACUCCACCAGGCCGUCUAUUCCAGUGAAAGCUGGUUCGAAUAGGCAACUAUCACGACCAACGGGUCGACCGACGAACAUAAUGUCGUCGACCACGUCGGUGAACGGUCACGGCGAAUCGGUUUCCGGCCUCACAGGACGCCGGGAACUCGAGAAUAUACCACCGACACCGACGACAGCCGUCACGCAAUGCCUGAUGACUCCGGUGCAGAACAGACAGCAAAAACAAGCGCAGCAGCAACAGCAACAACAGCAACAGCAGCAGCUGCAACAACAAGCCCAGGUAGAGAACGGUCGGGGUAGGCGAUCCAACGUCGUCAAGGAGGUCGAGAGAUUGAAAAAGAACAGGGAAGAGAGGAGACAACGACAAGCAGAACUUAAGGAGGAGAAGGAAGCGCUAAUGAAUCUGGAUCCAGGCAAUCCAAAUUGGGAGUUCCUUGCCAUGAUAAGAGAAUACCAAAACAGCAUAGAAUUUAGGCCGUUGCGGGAGACUGACGCCGUGGAGGAUCAUCAGAUCACUGUGUGCGUGAGGAAACGUCCACUUAAUAAGAAGGAGCACGCGCGCAAGGAGAUCGACGUGAUCAGCGUGCCUAGCAAGGAUCAGAUGGUAGUGCAUGAGCCGAAGUCCAAAGUCGAUCUCACGAAAUAUCUUGAGAACCAGAUCUUCAGAUUUGAUUAUGCGUUUGAUGAGACGUGUAACAACGAGAUAGUUUACAAGUACACGGCCAAACCGCUGGUGCAAACGAUUUUUGAGGGUGGCAUGGCUACGUGCUUCGCGUACGGUCAGACCGGCAGCGGCAAGACCCAUACAAUGGGAGGUGAUUUUAAUGGCAAAACACAGGACUGCAAAAAGGGCAUUUACGCCAUGGUUGCCAAAGACGUGUUCAAAUGCCUCAAAUUAGCUAAGUAUCGGCCCCUGAAUCUGGUCAUUUCCGCUAGCUUCUUUGAAAUCUACUCUGGCAAAGUGUUCGAUCUUUUGGCGGACAAGGAGAAAUUGAGAGUUCUGGAGGACGGCAAACAGCAGGUGCAAAUAGUCGGACUGACGGAGAAGGUUGUAGAAACUUGCGACGAAGUAUUAAAGUUAAUACAACACGGGAACAGCGCCAGAACGAGCGGUCAGACGAGUGCUAAUUCUAAUUCUUCGAGAUCACACGCGGUAUUCCAAAUAAUAGCGCGUAUCCCGGGCACACAUAAGGUGCACGGAAAGUUCUCACUCAUCGAUCUUGCUGGUAAUGAAAGGGGUGCUGAUACGUCGUCUGCUAAUAGGCAAACACGAAUGGAAGGUGCAGAGAUCAAUAAAUCCCUAUUAGCAUUAAAAGAAUGUAUACGCGCAUUAAGCCGUAAGGGUACACAUUUGCCUUUUAGAGCGAGCAAGCUGACACAAGUAUUAAGGGACAGUUUUAUUGGUGAAAAAUCAAAAACUUGCAUGAUAGCGAUGAUUAGUCCCGGAAUGAGUUCCUGCGAGCAUUCCCUAAAUACGUUGAGAUACGCAGAUCGAGUGAAAGAAUUGGCGGCAACUGAUCCUACCGAAGUAAAAGCUUCACCGACUGAUGAUGAUCGGGGAAUGAAGAUUGAGGAACAGGGAAACAAUAGUGUAUUGUCGGAUAGCGAUUUAGCGCAGCUUCGAUCUCUCAAUGAAGGUGAACUUUCGCAAGAUUUGUACACUUUCCAUGAGGCAGUAUCAGCUCUGCAACUGCUCGAAGAAGAAGUAUUGGACACGCACAAACUGGUCAUGGAUAAUUCGACUAAAUUCCUUAACGACGCGCACAGUGUGUUCAGCGCGACUCAUGAAGUGGAUUAUGACCAAGAAGAUUUGAGGCGGAAAAGAACAAAGUUUGAGUCACCCUACCUGAGGAGUUUCUCAUUACGUAGACGUCUUAUAGAGAGAAAACUAUUUUCCGACGCAUAUGCCCAAAAGUGGGAGCAGCUGUUAAUACAGCAACGUGAUAUUCUGAACGCCGCGCUCGACCAAGUCAGCCAGUUCCGCGGGCAGCUGUUACAGGAGGAACAAAUCAGCCAGAAGAUGACCCGAAUGCGCAACAUCUCAACGCGGUACAAUUAAAAAUGUCACCCCUAACGAACGCAAAAAAAAAAAAGACACAAAAAGUAAUUAUUUCUCAUCGGUGAAAAAAAAAGUCCGCUUCUUAUGUGUGUAUCGACUCUUAAUUACAAGCGCGCGCGAAAAGCAGAUAUGCCAUGACACUAGUGCGACAGUCAUAGGAACGCAAAAUGUAACAAAUGUCUUGCCUUCGAAAUUACUACGAAAUGUACGUCGUCGAGAUAGCAAAGAGCUCGACUCGUAAAUCUCACCCUAGCGAUCUUGUAUCAUAUAACAAUUCUUCUCGAAUGGUUCUCCAAUGUAAAAUGAAAGAAUAAGAAAAGAAAAUUCCGCAGGAAGGGAUACGUAAGCCGAAGUAUGGCAAGCAUAAUAACAAUAGUUGCUUAAGGAUUCACCAGCGAAAAAUUAAUUAUUUGUUUUUACCGCAUUAGAUAUGUUCGUCUCGGCGGAAGUCGGCGAAGAACUUUUUUUUAGCCAAGAUUUCUAAUUAGUGCCUCUUUUAGUUUCGAACCGUAGGAAAUUUUAAGCAAAUCCGAAAUUUUUCGCGAAGAUAAUAAAUGAACGCACGUUUUGAGUUUGGCUCGGGGAUCAAAAUUUCAUCAGUAUGUAAUUGCAUAUUUAUCGAAAUGAGUUCUUAUGUGUUUUACAUAUUUUUUGGGCCGCACCGAGACCAGCAAAAUUUUAAGCCGUCAACGACACAUCGAUACUCAAUUGAUUGUACAAUUUGUUCGUCAUUGAGAUGCAAUGCACCGCAAAUGAUAAUGCAUAAGUUAUUUCGCCGUCAGAUAAACACUCGUUUUUUUUUUUAGACUGUAGAAUGCUAGGUGUAUUGUUACGAGGGACCCAGUAUAUUAUUGGAUAAAAGAAAAAAGCCUUAGUGAGCCGAUUUGCCGGGAAAUGCAGAGAUAUAUCAUGGCGAUACCCUGUAUACACUCAUUUAACACACGCAUAUACAAGUGCAUGUACACACACACACGCGAUCGACUCUUUCAUAAACCAAAUAUCGACUGAUUUCGAGAGAAUGAACAAAAAAAAAAAGAAUGUAACUCUUAGCUCUUAAGAAACUAUCGAGCGGCGCUCAUCCGGAUAUUUAAGUUUUUUAGUAUUAAUAUCGUCGACGGCAUCAAACGGUCCUCUUUUUUUCUUACGUUAUUAAAAGUAUGAGAUUAAAAUCUUCAUUUGAUUUAUCAAUGCAUACUCUUGUGUUUUCUUCCUCACUUUAUCGAAUCGCAAUGUUCGCGAAGCGGUCUCAACGCGCGUUUAACAAACAGCAAGCUUAACAAGCUUUAUUACGGAUACGUCCAACAGAAUACCGUCGAUUUUUAUCACGAUUAUAGAGCUACUACGGUGAAGUUUUAAUGUUUCCCUUUAAUGCCUUUAUGGACAUAUUUCCUUUUUAACCUUUCAGAGGAGAUUGAUUCUUCGUAAGGUAUAAAACAAGAAUUUUAAUCCCAUCCCGUUUCUGAUCUCCAUAUUUUCUAAGAUACAUCGCGAUAAUUGAUAUCAAUAUGAUGCUAAUAUUAUCUGGAAUUAAUAUAAAGAUAGAAAACAACUUUCUUUGGCCGAAAAAGAGAAGCAGACCUGAUAAUGUUCAGCAUUCGUAUAUAAAUUAAACAUAGCAAUUUUGUUUUUCCUUUGUAUUUUACUGCCGGUUUCUCGGUAUUUGUUUCUAAUAAUUCGCGUCUAAAAUAUAUUACCUUAUCUUGUUAUUCGUGCAGGCCGACUAAUUUUGUCUAUCAUGAUUUGUUGAAGAUCAUUGCAUUACGAUGCAAGAAAAUAUAUCGCACUGCAGUCGCACUAGACAAUAGAGAAUUAAGAAGAUUUAUAACGUGUAUCGCACGUCACACGACUUUAUCUCUCUUGAAGAUUUUAUUCCAGAUGCCCGUUCUUAUAUAAGCGUAAAAUCCUCGUGCGUGUCAGUCUCGCGAGUUAACAAUCAUUACUACGUGUGUAUGCUCGAUUUUGUAAACGUGUAAUGUUCUAAUGACUCGAGGGAAGUUACUCUCGGUCUUGGAACUUAGAGAUAAAUUAACAAAGUAACAAUAAUAACGCGCAGAUAGAUGAGAGUAACGGAGCAUCAACCUUUCUGUGUUGACAAGAUUCACGAUUUUUUAUAUAAAUAUAUAGAAUACUCGGCGCGGAGUUGUAAAGAAAUUGUUUGAGAUUACUGUUGUAUUAAAAAAUGAGAUAGUCACGCAUACCGCUGAGAGCAUCCUCUAACUUAACGUAGCAUACUUAUCGAGUAUGUAAUAUUGAUCGAAAAUUGUGAUCACAUAUUAGCGAGUUGUGCUUCGCUUA
Molecule: messenger RNA, 5811 nt
Organism: Trachymyrmex septentrionalis
Lineage: Eukaryota; Metazoa; Arthropoda; Insecta; Hymenoptera; Formicidae
Gene: Klp10A
Product: kinesin-like protein KIF2A
Exons: 13
Coding region: 1-3516 (1171 amino acids)
Biological process (GO): microtubule-based movement
Molecular function (GO): ATP binding; microtubule binding; microtubule motor activity
Source: RefSeq, a predicted model, not a curated record